GGGUGAAAGGGCGGGCCCGGGCGGUGCGCGUGGGCGUGUGCGUGUGUACGCGCGGGCGCUUCUCCCUGCAUCCGCUCCGAGUGGUACCGAAGAGACAAGCCCUUGUGUGGACACCGUGUACCGUGGUCGACGCAUGCACCUGCGAGAAGGACGUUGGAGUCAGUCCCUAAUCGUCUGCAUGGUGGUCGCCAGCCACCCUGCCAAUCUGCACGAGCGCCAGCCAGCCAGCCAGCCAGCCAGCCAGCCAGCCAGCGAACUGCUCUUUCUUAUCUGCAAGCAGGAUUUCCAAAUAUUUCCAAGUCCAGCUCCCCGGGGGACCUCAGUGGAUUUUACCAUUCUGAUGCUCUUGUUGGUCUGAUUGUUGGAGUGAUGGAGCAAAGAGAGAGCAGCAGAUCCCACGUCUGCUUCAUUGGCCAGUGUGAAACAUGAAAGAGAAGAUUCUGCUCAAGAGGACUCGUUUCCAGCCAUGAAUCAAGAGAGCAUGCACGCCCGCACAAGUGUAAAAAGCACAAGAAUCCAAACGUUAGCUUUGUGUCUCAGGAGGAACGCCAGCCAGCUACUGGACAAUUUCCCAAUGUGAUUGGCCUCCAGACUGUUAGCCGCAACGACUGUUAUCCCUCUCUCGUCCCUUUAGAUACACCUUUUGCUAUUCAUUCUAUUCUCUAUAUCCCUCCGGCCGGCGGGCGGGCGGUCGGUCGGUCGGUCGGUCGGUCGACCAAUUAACUCCGAACUCCAACCUCUGUGGGAUUAUUGCAUUUUUUUGCAAGUAUGGAUCUCCUGAGUUUUUGUAUCCAGCUGCAGGUGCUCCUCUGCACAUGCACGGGACUGCAAUUUUUAGGCCUACCGGGCCAGUGGGCUCGUUACCUCCGCUGGGACGCCAGCGUCCGCGGCGAUCUCAGCUUCCAGUUCAAGACGCAAUUCUCCGAGGCGCUGCUGCUGUACUUUGACGACGGAGGCUACUGCGACUUUCUGCAGCUGGCCGUGGCCGAGGGUCGGCUUCAGCUCCGUUUCGGCAUCGACUGCGCCGAAACCACGGUCGUGUCCGACGCCAGGGUGGACGACGACAAUUGGCACUUUGCCGCUCUCAGCAGGUAUAACCUGCGCACGGUUCUAGCGCUGGACGGACGGGCCAAAGCGGACCAAGUGCGCCCUCAGCGCCAGUUCAUGAAAAUCGUGAGUGACCUGUUCUUGGGCGGAGUGCCUCAGGAUAUCCGCAGCGGCGCGCUCACGCUGCCGACCGUGCGCAACAUGCAGCCUUUCCGGGGCGCCAUCGCAGACCUGAAAUAUGGCAAGUCCCAACCCCUGUUCCUGGGAAGCCUUAAAGUGCCCUUGGAGUCGGAGGGCCGCUGCACCGUCAACCCGUGCGAGAACGGCGGCACGUGCACCGUGACGGCGGCGGACGGACAGCCGCUCUGCGAUUGCUCCAAAACGCAAUACGAGGGCCGCUUCUGCACACGAGAGCUCAGCAGCAAAGCGCCAGGCCUUGCUCACAUGAUGGCAGAACAAGCUAAAAGCAAAGCAAGGGAAGAGAACGUGGCCACAUUCCGUGGUUCUGAAUACUUCUGCUACGACCUCUCUCAGAACCCAAUCCAAAGCAGCAGCGAUGAGAUCACGCUCUCGUUCAAGACUUGGCAGCGCAACGGCCUUAUCCUUCACACCGGUAAAUCGGCCGACUACGUCAACUUGGCGUUGAAGGACGGCGCCGUCUCCCUUGUGAUCAACUUGGGUUCCGGAGCCUUCGAAGCAAUCGUUGAGCCGGUCAACGGCAAAUUCAACGACAAUUCCUGGCACGAGGUCAAAGUGACUCGCAACCUUCGGCAGGUAACAAUUUCGGUGGAUGGGAUUUUAACCACCACGGGUUAUACCCAAGAGGACUACACCAUGCUUGGCUCCGAUGACUUUUUCUAUGUUGGGGGAAGCCCAAGCACCGCUGACCUGCCUGGAUCACCUGUGAGCAACAACUUCAUGGGCUGUCUCAAGGAGGUGGUGUACAAGAACAACGACAUCCGCCUGGAGUUGUCCCGACUGGCUCGGGUUGUUGACCACAAGAUGAAGAUCCAAGGCGAGGUGUCCUACAAGUGUGAAAAUGUGGCUACGCUGGACCCCAUUUCUUUUGAGACUCCAGAGGCCUACAUCAGCUUACCCAAGUGGAACACCAAGCGGAUGGGAUCCAUCUCUUUUGAUUUUCGCACGACGGAGCCCAACGGCCUCAUCCUCUUCACCCACGGCAAACCGCAAGAGCGCAAAGAUGCGGCGGCCAGGAGCCAGAAGAACACCAAGGUGGAUUUCUUUGCUGUUGAGCUGUUGGAUGGAAGUCUGUACCUGCUGUUGGACAUGGGCUCAGGAACCAUCAAGGUGAAGGCCACUCAAACAAAGGUCAACGACGGCGCCUGGUAUCACGUGGAUAUCCAGAGAGACGGUCGCUCAGGUACCAUCUCUGUCAACAGCAGAAGGACCCCAUUCACUGCAAGCGGCGAGAGCGAAAUCCUUGACCUGGAAGGCGACAUGUACUUGGGGGGGCUCCCCAGCGAUCGCACCAACCUCAUUUUGCCCACCGAGCUGUGGACGGCCAUGCUCAACUACGGCUACGUGGGCUGCGUCCGCGAUCUCUUCAUCGACGGUCGAAGCAAAGACAUCCGUCAGAUCGCCGAGGCGCAAAACGGUGCCGGGAUCAAGCCUUCCUGCAACAAGCAAGCCGGCAAGCAGUGCGAGAGUUACCCCUGCAAGAACCGAGGCGCCUGCAAAGAAGGCUGGAAUCGAUUCAUCUGCGACUGCACCGGCACUGGUUAUUGGUCUCGCACUUGUGAGAGAGAGGCCUCCAUCCUCUCCUACGACGGCAGCAUGUAUAUGAAAGUAGUCAUGCCAAGCGUCACGCACACUGAGGCAGAGGACGUGUCGCUGCGUUUUCGCUCGCAGAGGGCUUACGGCCUCCUCAUGGCCACCACCUCCCGAGACUCGGCCGACACGCUCAGGCUGGAGUUGGACGGAGGCCGCGUCAAACUCACCGUCAAUCUAGACUGUAUCAGGAUAAACUGUAACUCCAGCAAAGGACCGGAGACGCUGUAUGCCGGGCAAAAGCUCAAUGAUAACGAAUGGCAUACGGUACGGGUGGUGCGUCGCGGCAAAAACUACAAGCUAAUCGUUGACGAUGAUGUAGCAGAAGGCCAAAUGGUGGGUGACCACACACGUCUGGAGUUCCACAACAUUGAAACGGGCGUCAUGACCGAGCGCAGAUUUGUUUCCAGCAUCCCGUCCAGCUUCAUUGGUCAUCUGCAGAGCCUCAGAUUCAAUGGCAUGCUCUACAUCGACCUGUGCAAAAACGGCGACAUUGAUUUUUGCGAGCUCAACGCCCGCUUCGGGAUCCGUUCCAUUAUCGCUGACCCGGUCACCUUUAAAUCCAAGAGUAGCUAUCUGAGCCUGGCCACCCUCCAGGCCUACGCGUCCAUGCACCUCUUCUUCCAGUUCAAGACCACCUCCGCCGACGGCUUCAUCCUAUUCAACUCGGGAGAUGGCAGUGAUUUUAUUGCGGUAGAGCUGGUGAAAGGAUACAUCCAUUAUGUGUUUGACCUGGGAAAUGGGCCCAAUUUGAUCAAGGGCAAAAGUGAAAGAGCCCUGAAUGACAACCAGUGGCACAACGUGGCCAUCACCCGAGACAACAGCAACACUCAUACCCUCAAAGUGGAUGCGAUAGCCACAAUUCAGAGCAUCAAUGGGGCCAAGAACCUGGACCUGAAAGGCGACCUUUUCAUCGCUGGAUUGGGUCCUGGCAUGUAUGGUAGUCUUCCCAAGCUGGUGGCCUCCAGAGAGGGUUUCCAAGGCUGCUUGGCUUCAGUGGACCUCAACGGGCGUCUGCCAGACCUCAUCAGCGACGCCUUGUUUCGUAGCGGGCAGAUUGAGCGUGGAUGUGAAGGUCCCAGCACCACCUGUCAGGAGGACUCGUGUGCCAACAUGGGGAUUUGCAUCCAGCAGUGGGAGAACUACACGUGUGACUGCUCCAUGACCUCCUACACUGGGACGCAGUGCAAUGACCCUGGGACCACAUACAUCUUUGGCAAAGGAGGAGGCCUCAUAACGUUCAAGUGGCCGGCCAACGAGAGACCGAGCACCAGGACCGACAGGCUGACCGUUGGCUUUAGUACCUCGCUCAAAGACGGCAUCCUCGUCAGGAUCGACAGUGCUCCGGGUCUGGGGGACUUUCUCAUGCUUCACAUACAACAAGGCAAAAUUGGCGUGACGUUCAACAUUGGGACGGUGGAUAUCAGCGUCCAAGAGAACAGCACCCCGGUGAAUGAUGGAAAGUAUCACGUGGUCCGCUUCACCCGAAACGGUGGCAACGCGACGCUGCAGGUUGAUAACUGGUCCAUCAAUGAACACUUCCCAACAGGGAACAGUGACAUUGAACGGGUUCAGUUGGCCAAUAAGAAAAUUCCUUUCAAGUACUCCAGGCCAGUAGAAGAAUGGCUCCAAGAAAAGGGACGCCAGCUAACCAUAUUCAACACUCAAGCCACGGUGGCAAUCGGCGGAAGCGAUCGUGGCCGGCCGUUUCAGGGCCAACUCUCUGGUCUUUAUUACAAUACCCUCAAGGUGUUGAACAUGGCUGCGGAGAGCAACCCCAAUGUCAAGAUCAAUGGGAGCGUGAGGCUGGUGGGCGAUGUCCCCACCGGGGCAGGCUCCACCAAGUCCACUGCCGUGCCUUCAGAUGUCUCCACUAACUUCAUUGAGACCACUACCAUGAUGUCCACCACCACCAUGCGGAAACACAGGUCCUCUUCAACGAAGCAUCCAACGGAUGACAUAGUGUCAUCUGCCGAGUGUUCCAGCGACGAUGAAGACCUGGAGGAGUGUGAAACGGGUCAUCCAGCACUUCCCACAGAAGCAGGCGUCAGGCCGGGGCCUUCGGAAGUAGUCCGGGAAUCAAGCAGCACCACCGGGAUGGUCAUCGGAAUAGUGGCGGCCGCCGCCCUGUGCAUCCUCAUCCUUCUUUAUGCCAUGUAUAAGUACAGGAACAGGGACGAAGGCUCCUACCAGGUGGACGAGAGCAGGAACUAUAUCACCAACUCGGCACAGAGCAACGGUACCGUGGUCAAGGACAAACAGCAGAGCUCCAAAGGCAGCAAGAAAAAGCAGAAGAACAAGGAUAAGGAGUAUUACGUGUGAGCCCGACCACGGCGAGCGCGAGCGCUCGUGACAGAGGACGGACGGUAUGGAACGAAGGGAACUUCCGUGAUCUUUGACUGUGCCGAGGAGCCCGACUGGUGACGCGUACACUUACUAGAUCGAAAGCACACUUCACUUCUGUCAGGAGGCUUAUUAGCAACUUUAGAGACCUGACUUACUACUCUCUAUCCGUAUAGAACAGCUACAUCAUUCUCCUAAGUGACUGCAAUGUGAUUGAUCUGUGACAAAAAAACAAAAGAUAUUUUCUACCUUACAAGACGGACGGCUUGACCACGAUGGGCAUGGAAGCAACUCAUACAGAGUGCUUCGCAAGAAGGGGUCGAACCAAGCCUUGUUCAAGUUCAAAAAAAAGGACACUUCCAAAUUUGUAUGGUUUCUAAGUAAUAAUAGUGUGGUGUCUUAUUUAUUUUUGCUUUGAGCAAAAGAAAAAUGGAGGUCCAAACAAGAAAGCAUCUCUCUCUCUCUCUCUCUCUCUCUCUCUCUCUCUGUCUGUGUUUCAAAUGAACUCACGUGAGCAAAUGGACAGCCGCUGGCUCCCUCCGUUCUCGUUCAAAUGCUAUGAUUGUCUGGCACACAAAGUUGUGGGGGUGAAGAGAAAAGAAAAAAAGCAAAUGAUUGUAAAAUGCAUGUCAGUCUAACUUACGCUACAACAGUCAAGUUCUAUCCCCUUUGAGGCAAAAGGGCUCACCAUGGGAGCAAAGUGAAGUCCUCCCUCCCUAGCCCUCCCGCUUUUGGACCAGCCAAAAUUCGAGCUAGCCUGCUACUAUUUGUGCACAAGCGAGUGGCGUUCUGAUCUUUUUGCAAAACUCUACCUGAGUUGAUUGUUCUCUUUUUCUAUGGAGGUGUGAGGAGAAAGACAAAUGCAGUACUAAAACCUUGUUCCAAACGCAAAUCAAUCCAAUGGUGUGAAUUCGAAUCUAUUGUCACACUCAACUGUGUCAAAAAAAGACAUUUGUUUACAUAUUUUAUUACAUGCUCGCUGUUGUACUUUGUAGGUCGUAAAUUGUACAUACGUAUAUAUACCAUAUGAUGGUGGUCAUUUUUAGUACCUCUAUUGUACAGACUGAACAUGAGCAGAUUUCAUGACAAAGUCCAUCAACACUGAGAAAAAGAAUGUGGAGAAUACUAUUGAUAUUUCGUAAAAAUAUAGAGAUAUAUAUCGAGAUAUAUAUAUAUAUACAUACAAAUUGUAUUGGUAGCCUAGAGAUCAAAGCAGAGCUGUUUCUAAAGUUGCAUGAAUAUUUACCAACUUGCAGUGUUUCAACAAAAUAAGGUGCCCUUCUGUAUCACGGCAAAACUGUUUUGGGUUCCAAUAGUCUCGUUCAUUUUCAAAGAAAAUAAAGUCAGCACUAUGGCCAAUCGGAUCACCAUUUUCAUCAAUGGGCUGGCCAACUGAACAUUUGGACUCAAGUCUUAUUGUCGUCAUGUUGUGGAUAGCAUUUGAACCCUCGUGCUCGCUUAAAAGCCAGCAGGCACACUUGAACUGCACCUCGCUCGCUCGCUCGCUCGCUCGCUCUUCCUCCCAGCAGUGGAUGAAAUACUAAGCUGAAUGCAUAUGUCUUUAUUUUCCACUUUAUUGCGUCCGCGAAGAAAAUCGACUGAACGUCAUUUCAAUCAAAGUUUCAGGUUCGACAUAAAGGAAGAGAUGCAGUGCUUGGAAAGUUGAUGAGGUGUGCUUCGCUAUCCAACCGGAGACUGAGUUACAGACUCUUUCAUCGCAGGUUUUCAUCAAUACACCUUUAUCAUCAACAACAGGAGAAGGAAGCCAGCAUCUGAUUCACGGAAACAAAAGGAUAGAAAUAACCCACCUCGACAUAGACGACAAAUUGCAAACCUCUUUAGCGAUCAAGCGUGUUGACAGACAGAAAUGUUGUUUGAAGACAAUGAAGCUUCUCGGUAAGGCGACAAACGUGGAAUGGAUAGGGUAUUAGUUUCUACAAAUAAACUAAGACUUGUUGAAACUCGUCUUGUUGCCGGCCAGCCAGCCAGCCAGCGAGCCGGCCAGCCAGCCAGCCGGCCAGCCGGCCAGCCUGCCGGCCAGACUAUUAAACGCAACUCCCACAUUUCCAUCAACAUGCUUCUUCUUUCAAGGCAUUCAUGUGAGGUGCCAGGAUGCAAGUGUGCAUCGCGGUCCCCGAUGAAUGACUACUUAUAUAUACGCAAGUAGCUGACUCUGCAAUGGUUGUAGGCAGUAUUAUUGCAUGACACUUUCAUAUCGACUGCUGUAUGUGUUUUGGAAUGAAAUGACACCACUCGUAUGUGUUUACAUGACACAUUCAUCAUCAUUUAAAUGCCAAAUUGGAGUGCACCUGGUUUUGAAAUAGGAAUGAGAGGUGGUCAAAUUCAUGCCGCAACAUGACUUGACAGUGGAUGAAGAAGAAUGUUCAAAGGCUUCAUUGUCACAGAUUGCUCGUCUGAUGUCUCAAUUAGAACCUAGGUUGGUGGUGGUGUUGUUGUUGUUACACUUAAGGACAGGUUAUUGAGGAUCAACUGCACAG
Molecule: messenger RNA, 7676 nt
Organism: Syngnathus acus (greater pipefish)
Lineage: Eukaryota; Metazoa; Chordata; Actinopteri; Syngnathiformes; Syngnathidae
Gene: nrxn3a
Product: neurexin 3a
Exons: 25
Coding region: 769-5157 (1462 amino acids)
Source: RefSeq, a predicted model, not a curated record